Molecule: messenger RNA, 4823 nt
Organism: Hyposmocoma kahamanoa
Lineage: Eukaryota; Metazoa; Arthropoda; Insecta; Lepidoptera; Cosmopterigidae
Exons: 4
Coding region: 322-1734 (470 amino acids)
Source: RefSeq, a predicted model, not a curated record
GCGCCUUCAGUUGAUAACCGACCUCCUUGCCGCGAUCACGUCGCUCCACGUUGCCGGUUUCCGAACGAACUCUCACAUUUCGCUACUUCUAUUCUAAACAGUUUUCCCGCGUAAAAGUUAUUAUAAAUAUAUUCGUGAUUUUGUUACUUUUGAAUUUUAGAACGGUAUUGUGAACUGUUGUCUCUAUAAAAUGAAGUGACUGUUUUAAACUUUUGAGUGUUUUUCUUUGGAUUUGAAUUUCGAAGGAGGGAGUGGAUGUGAAAACUGGAAAGGGCCCGGAAGAACGGGUCAGCUCUCCCUUCGAAUUUCCUAUACAGAAACAUGACGGUGAAAAAGGCCACUCGCUGCGGUGGCUUUGCCGCUAUUGUGGCUCGCCAGAAGCUCCACGCAGCAUCACAGCAACUGGACAUCAUGACCAUUACCAAACCCAUCCAUCAGACAUAUAAUAUUAUCGUAGGAUUCAAUGAGAAAGAUCAAUUACAACUUCUUACAAAAGAGGAAGAUGACGACAAAAAACUCAUCAAGGAUUACCAGAACCUAAAAAUGGCUAAACAAGAAAACAUAUCCAUAGACGACAUAACAAACUGUGUCAACAUCGAAAACUACCCAAACUGUAAAAACACUCUAGUCUUUUACAUAACCAAAAACCUUGUAAAAGAAGCUAUAGCGCUGAAAUUUGAGAAUGAACAGGACUUCAAACGAAUAUACUUUACGUACAAAUACUUUAAGAUGCGAAAUAGACUGACGAAUAAUACGACAAAUUAUUCAAAUGAUUUGUUUUCGAAGAAAAAAUACGAUCAUAAGAAUAGAAAGAAUAGUAUUGAUGACUUUACUAUUUAUGAUAAGGGGAGGGAUAAUGAUUGGCAAAUAGAUCAUGAUCUUACUCAUAUAUCUAUGCAGCAUAAAAAUUCACGUUUCGAUCAGCCUAUGAGUUUGAUUGGAAUAAGGAAUGACUCUGACGCUGGAGAGAUAGAUAGCAUUAUCUACACUGAUGUGGACAUCCCUGCAAAACCUGAGAGGAAAAGACUGUUCCAUAAGAAACCAAAAGCUCCUCCUCCCCCUGUGAAUAAAGAAACAAAAGUCCUGAAAGGCGAAUUCGUUAGAGUUAACGUAGAGAGAUCUCCGGAUGUUAUCCCAAAGGAUAAUAAGAUUAAUAAAGUGCCGGAUAUCCUUAUGUUUAGAGAUGUAAAACCUAAAAGAAGCAGUCCACCAAGUACCUUGUGGUCAACUAGUAAUAAAGUGACAACGGGCUACGAAUCCGACCGAGAGGAAUGGCGAAACAGUCGUUCUCAGUUCUCAACAACAGCAUUCGAUAGCCUUGCUAGGCCGACAAAAAUGGCCAUGGCUCUUACCCUGAGGAAACCACCUACCAGAAUCGAGCCAAUACAAUACUAUAGGAUGCCAAGCGAGAUUCCGAAGCUGGCACCUCUGUCUUUCCGUCCUAGCAACUUCGUCCCACGAGCACCAAGGUUACCACGCCCUAUGACAGAAGUUAAAAGAAACUUAACCACAGACCAUAGAAAAUUCACAUCACUUCAGAACUUAGAAUUAUCUAAGAAGCUAAGUGAGCCGAAGAAGCAGCCAGAAAUGAAGAAGACGAACUAUUCUAACCUGUCAACAAGGCUAACGGGGAUAACGAAUAAGCUAAGGGACUUGGGAAAUCCAAGUAAUACACUAGGACGAUUCAAGGCCCAAUCACAUGGUGAUGUGGCGAAUUUAAAACCAGAUAGAUGAUAUCUACAUUUUAGAUUUUAAGAAGUAGAUAUACACACAUGACUUGCUUCAACAAUAUUGAUAAUUAAAUAAGGUGGAAAUGGGCUUCUCUUGUACUGUAUUAUAUUUAGGGCAGAAAACAGGUCGGGAUUUCUGUGUUAAUAACAAGUUUUGUCUUAAUACUGCGGCUAUCCGCGUUUAAUUAUGGAAUUAUAAUACGAAAGAAUUGCUUUUAUUAAAAAAAGUUCUGUUAGGGCUUGAAUCCUGCCAUUAGAUGAACUUUAGUUCGUGAAUGUAUAUCGCUAUAGACCCAUCAACUGCCUUACUUACAACUGAGCGAGUUCCUUCGCGUCAUUUGUUGUGAUCAGCAGAAGUAAAACAUUGUAUCGAUGGCUUCCUAGAAUAGUGACCUAUCUCAAAAGCUUCUAAUUCACAAGGAAGAUGGUUUAAAAAACCUGAAACGUGUCUAACGCGCAAAAUUGACACAUAGUAGACAGUCUCAACGUUGUCAGUAGACAGUCUCAACGUUGUCAUGUGAUUAUUAACCAAUGAAAAGCUCGAUGUCUCAUUCGCAGUAAAAUUCAGCACUUUCUGAUCAAACGUCAGUAAUAAGUCAAAAAAGGAACUAUUUUGAAAUGGGAUAUUCUUAAUGAGCAGUGAUAUGUAUUGCUCUGGAUUCAAGCCUUACAGCUGUGAUUAACUGAAAUAAUACUUCUUCAAUUUUUAAAGAAUUAAUUGUGAUUUAAACAAAUCUAAUGUGACUUUUGCAAAAAAUUGUGCUCUACACUUUGUGUACCCAAAUAAUUCGUUAUUUUUUUUAUUCUGAGUAAUAAUGUUCAUACUUUAUUAUAAUUAUUGUGUGUAAAUAACAUAUAUAUUAUUGAAUAAUAUUAUUAUUUAUUAUCAUUCUAAUUCUGAACUGACAAAGACGUUUAUUAUAUAUUUGACGUAGUCGUUUAUUUACUAUCUAGCUAGUUAACUGCAUAUUUGACCCAUUUUUUACCUCAGUUUUGCCAUUUCUACCACUGUUUUUACUAAUUACCUGUCAAACUUUUGACAGUGUUGCCAUUGAAUCUACUGUUGCCGUCAAUUUAAAGAAAAUCAAUCAAACUGUCAUAUGUAUGUUUUUAAAUCAAUCAAUGUGUCAAAAUUUCUCGUAGUUUGACUUUUGUUCUUUCUUUUCAUAAAACCUUGAAAAUAGGGCCUUCACAUUAGACACUUAUAGAAUCACCUCAGUGGCGCUACUGUGGCGCUGCAGUAACGCCACUACGAAUUUUCAUACAAUAUUGAGAAGCGCAGUUGCAGCACCACAGUCGUGACACGCGCGCGCCACUGUCACAACUAGUGUAAUAAAAAUUACUGAAGCGCCAUUACAGCCGCUACUACAACCUAAUUUGAAAAGUUUCUUGAUUGGUUAAACUGUUGACAAUAUUAAGAAAACGAUAAGAGCCAGUAUAAUUUGUACUAUUGUCGCAUACUAAAUUUCCAAUCAUUAUGCUGAAGGGAUAACUAAAUAUUACAAUACAUACGUAAUUAAAUAAAAAAAUUUUAAGCGUUCAUAUUGUCAGAAUUAUCCGAAUGGUCUACAAGAUUUUUAGCUGUGGUUCUAUCCAUCAAAAUUACUCCUUAAAAAUCCUUUAUGUGUUAUCGUGUGUGAUGGUUUUGGAAGGGUAAACAACCAGGAAAUUAGCGGGCUAUAUUACUAACGUCAUAAACAAUAACUUUUGUUCCAUGACUUUUAUUAAAUACAAAAAUAAUUUAAAAUUUAAAUAGAUCGCUCUAAACGGUGAUAACUCUAAGCGGUAACAAAAAAAGCACUAACGUGAAUCAACAUGAUAUCAGUCCCAUACAAAACACAGGAGCGGGGGUGUAGGUCGUCGUCGGAAGGACGCUUGAACAUUUGAACUUAUUACUAAUCUAAAAAGUGUCAAAUAGUACAACAAAAACUUAAAAGUAUAUUUUUGGUAAAUUCAUUACGUUUUGUAAAAAUUAACGAAACAAAAGUUUUUGUUAAGACCUACGAGGUCAAUAGUAUUUUACAAAUAACUCUGUAUAUCGACGGUAGAAAUUUGAAAUGUCGUAAGGAAUAUUUUGGUGGGAAAUGUUCCUUACCACAAAAUGUCGCUUACGACAUUUCAAAAUUACCUACAUCGACGAAAUUAUUAUCCUUAUAUCGACGGUAGAAAUUUGAAAUGUCCUAAGAGACAUUUUGUCGUAAGGUCAUUAUGCCUUUUAAGGACAUUUCAAAUUUCCACCGUCAACAUAGAAAAUGAAUCAGAAAGUGCUAAAUUGUAGACAGCACCUUGCACCUCUGUCCUAUGUCUCCUCUCGAGGCCAGAUACCACCAACUCCGUGCCUCUACCUUCUUCUAUUUUCACCUACACACUAUAUCUAUCAUACUCUACUACGUUCUAACACUUAACCGCCGUAACACGACGUUGUCACCCAAUAUGGAUAACACAUUUGGUAAUGAAAUGCCACCAAUCUUUAAUAGAUUGAUGUCGGUCACUUUCAAAUAUAUUAUUUUUAUAUUUGACAUAAAAACGUAUAUUAGACUAUAUAUUUAUAUGUAACAACAACACAACGUUGCAAUGCCACAGUAAACUUAAAGUCGAAAUUUUCAACUUGCAUGGCCUAGUGGACCACCACUAUGUAUUAGGGCCUUAACCCUGUCUUUAAACGAGAUCCAUGCUCGGCAAUGGAAUCUAAUACUUCAGUAACUUUUGCACAAAAACUCCGGAACGGACGUAUUUUUUUAUGUUUGCUUUUAUAAUAAUAAAAUGUAUACAAGUAUAAAUGUAUAGAUAUACAGUUUAUAUUGUCAUAGGUGUCUUAUUGGCGGCGCUAUGGCAAAAAAGCCGUUAAAAACAAAAAACAAAGAUCUGCAGCAAAAACUAGUGGUGUACUUUCACAAAAAAAUAUAAAUAAAUAUAACAUACGUACAUUCAUAUUUAUCUAUGUAUAACCUCCUCGUAAGUACUUACGAGGGCGGUUUGAUGAAAAACGUGACUUUGAGGUUAAAUAGAAACUUUUUUGAGAAUGUAUUUAUAACUCCUUAAUAACAACUGACGUUACUUUUUCAAAAUUAGCCCGACAAAAUAAAAAUAAAA